ACCAGACGCAUGUGUUGUGGAGGCCAGACCGAGACUGUCUGCCUUGUUACAUUACAUAUAUCGUGCGAAUUCGAACUUUUUCCCUGACAAAAUGUCAAUUGUUCGCUUGGGUAUUCAAUCCUUGAUUAAUUCGAAUCUAAAUGGAAUCAGAAGGGUUAUAGCCGUGCGAAAUAUUUCGAAGACCACUUCGAGUUAUCAAGAAUCUCAACCAAAAGGCGAGGAAGACUUAGUGAUCGAAGAUCAAGAGAAUCCCGAAGACACUGAGCCAAAGGUUCAUCCGAGCAGUGACAGGUCGAGGGUAAUUCCCGUGGAAACGAGCAUUCAAUAUCUUCACAGUGACGCUUACAAGAUCACUUACGGAGACGAUCCAAUUUGGAAGAAGUACAGGAGAAAUCAUAAAGGUCCUAGAGCUCCUAGAAAAACCAGAAAAACUUGCAUCCGAUAUGAUGCUUUAGCCACAUCCAACCCUUGUCCCAUAUGCAGGGAUGAGUACUUGGUUUUAGAUCACAAGAAUGUUAAAUUGCUCCAACAAUUUAUUUCGCCUUACAAUGGAGAACUAUUAAGUUAUUCAAAAACUGGACUUUGUCAAAAGCAACAUCAGAAUCUUUUGAUUGCUCUCUACAGAGCUAAAGAUUAUGGAACUAUCACAUUUGAUCUGCCUUACAUGAAAUACGAUUACAAAGAAUGGAAUCCAAGUAGUGAAAGUCCAGAAGAUAUAGAUUUAUACAGAGAAAGAAUGCAAGAACUUGUAAAAGAAAUUCUCGCAAAAAAUGCUAUAGAAAGACAAAAAGUUAUUGAAGCAGAAAAAGAGGCACAAAAUCAAGAAAAUAAAUUAAAUUAAUUUCAAGUGAAACUUUACCA
Trichogramma pretiosum is the source of this 861-nucleotide messenger RNA. It is a transcript of the gene mRpS18B, whose product is annotated as 28S ribosomal protein S18b, mitochondrial. The record is from RefSeq and is a predicted model, not a curated record. Gene Ontology annotation, biological process: mitochondrial translation. Bases 92 to 841 code for a protein of 249 amino acids. Gene Ontology annotation, molecular function: structural constituent of ribosome. Gene Ontology annotation, cellular component: ribosome; mitochondrion. Lineage: Eukaryota; Metazoa; Arthropoda; Insecta; Hymenoptera; Trichogrammatidae. The transcript is spliced from 5 exons.